This is a messenger RNA of Raphanus sativus (radish), 2117 nucleotides long. RefSeq names its product protein NUCLEAR FUSION DEFECTIVE 4. Bases 200 to 1942 code for a protein of 580 amino acids. Lineage: Eukaryota; Viridiplantae; Streptophyta; Magnoliopsida; Brassicales; Brassicaceae. Gene Ontology annotation, cellular component: membrane. The record is from RefSeq and is a predicted model, not a curated record. The transcript is spliced from 3 exons.
UCCGUCUUAUUACGGUGUAUGUUUCGAUGUCUGGUUGUCUUUUUAUAAUUUAAAACUAUAAAGCGAUAAAACCGUAUCUAAAAGACAGAACAAUCAGACACCCCAAAAAAACAAAAACAAAAACAAAAAACUUCUUUUCUGGUUCUAAGACGGACAAUAUUUUCACCGAUCUGUCCUUUUGAUCUCUGAUUCUUCUUCAAUGGCGUCGACAACGCGAGAAAAGCUCGUAUCUUUCAUUAACAACAGAUGGCUCGUCUUCGUUGCCGCCAUGUGGAUACAGUCAUGCGCCGGCGUCGGUUACUUGUUCGGAAGCCUUUCUCCGGUCAUCAAAAGCUCCCUGAACUACAACCAGAAGGAGCUCGCUAGACUCGGUGUCGCUAAGGAUCUCGGCGACAGUGUUGGCUUCCUCGCCGGGUACCUCUCGGAGAUGUUGCCUCUCUGGGCCGCUCUUCUCGUCGGCGCUGUUCAGAACCUCGUCGGUUACGGAUGGGUUUGGCUUAUCGUCACUGGACGAGCUCCGAUUCUUCCUCUAUGGGCUAUGUGCAUUCUCAUAUUCGUUGGGAACAAUGGAGAAACCUACUUCAACACGGCGUCACUAGUCUCUGGUGUUCAAAACUUCCCAAAGAGCCGAGGUCCAGUGGUGGGUAUCCUCAAAGGAUUCGCUGGGCUAGGAGGUGCAAUGCUCUCUCAGAUAUAUACAAUGCUCAACUCUCCUGACCCUGCAACUCUCAUUUUCAUGGUCGCCGUUGCCCCCGCGGUUGUUACCGUUUCCCUAAUGUUCUUCAUCAGACCCGUCGGUGGUCACAGGCAGAUUCGUCCCACCGAUGGAGCUAGCUUUACUUUCAUCUACGGCGUCUGCCUUCUCCUCGCUGCUUACCUCAUGGCCGUUAUGCUUAUCGAAGAUCUCGCCGUCGUUAGCCACAAGGUUAUCACCGCGUUCACCAUUGUCUUGUUUUUCAUUCUUCUCGCACCGGUCUUGGUCCCUAUCACGACGAGUUUCUUCAGCGAUUCGAACGGUCCUGCUGAUACAGUGGAGGAACCACUUGUGCCUAAACGGGAAGAAGACCAAGAUCCUGGACUCAGGACACCUGACUUAAUCCUGAGCGAAGUGGAAGAUGAGAAACCGAGAGAUGUGGAUCUGCUUCCUGCGUCAGAGAGGCAUAAGAGAAUCGCUCAUCUGCAAGCGCAGCUGAUGCAGGCGGCUGCGGAGGGAGCGGUCCGGGUUAAGGGACGUAGAGGGCCACACAGAGGUGAAGAUUUCACGCUAACGCAGGCGCUGGUGAAGGCAGACUUCUGGCUGAUAUUCGUCUCGCUUCUGCUCGGUGGUGGCUCCGGUUUGACUGUGAUAGACAAUCUUGGUCAGAUGAGUCAGUCUCUUGGUUAUGACAACACUCACGUCUUUGUGUCUAUGAUUAGCAUUUGGAACUUCCUUGGACGUAUCUCCGGCGGUUAUUUCUCUGAGCUCGUUGUCAGGGACUAUGCGUACCCAAGGCCAGUAGCCAUGGCCGUGGCUCAGAUAGUAAUGGCAGUGGGACACGUUUGUUUUGCCUUCGGAUGGCCUGGAGCUAUGUACAUCGGCACUCUCUUGAUUGGACUCGGGUACGGUGCUCACUGGGCCAUUGUCCCAGCCACAGCCUCUGAGCUCUUUGGUCUGAAAAAGUUUGGAGCUUUGUACAAUUUCUUGACGCUGGCCCUACCCGUCGGGUCCUUCGUCUUCUCGGGUGUGAUCGCUAGCAGCAUAUACGACAUGGAAGCUGAGAGACAAGCACACGGUUCUGUUUUUAAUCCGGAUGAUGUUCUUAAAUGCGAAGGUUCGAUAUGUUACUUCUUGACGUCGCUUAUAAUGUGUGGCUUCUGUAUCGUCGCUUGUACCUUGAGUAUGAUCCUCGUGCGUCGUACCAAGUCUGUCUACACUCAGCUCUAUGGCAAGUCCCGCACCUAAUCUUGUUCCUUUUGGCUUCUCUUUAUUCAUUGGUUUUGUAUCCAUUUUUUGUUGUUUAUUUUCAGUUUUGUUUGUUGGUUUGUACGUUUCUUUGGAUUCAUAUCCACGGCAACAUCUACGAUUUGUAGAUUUUACAUAAAAAUAUAUUUAGAAUAAAUGUUCCAUUGUUGGAUUA